CGUCACAACAUUAUUGGAGAGGAUUCCACCCCUUUAGCUAUAAAAAGGCCCAAACCCUCCGUCUUUCUUCACAGUUCAAUUCUAAACAAACUAGCUCAUUCUCUUUGCGCAGUUCCCUACCUCUCCCCUCAAGAUGCAGAUCUUCGUUAAGACCCUUACCGGAAAGACCAUCACUCUCGAGGUCGAGAGCUCCGAUACUAUUGACAACGUGAAGGCCAAGAUCCAGGAUAAGGAAGGAAUUCCCCCAGACCAGCAACGUCUCAUCUUCGCUGGAAAGCAACUAGAGGAUGGACGCACCCUCGCCGACUACAACAUCCAGAAGGAGUCAACCCUUCACCUAGUUCUCCGUCUCCGCGGUGGCAUGCAGAUCUUUGUCAAGACUCUCACUGGCAAGACCAUCACCCUCGAGGUGGAGAGCUCUGACACCAUCGACAACGUGAAAGCUAAGAUCCAGGACAAGGAGGGAAUCCCCCCGGACCAGCAAAGGUUGAUUUUCGCCGGUAAACAGCUGGAGGAUGGAAGGACCCUCGCCGACUAUAACAUCCAGAAGGAGUCAACCCUUCACUUAGUUCUCCGUCUCCGAGGUGGCAUGCAGAUCUUUGUGAAGACUCUCACUGGCAAGACCAUCACCCUCGAGGUGGAGAGCUCUGACACCAUCGACAACGUGAAGGCCAAGAUCCAGGACAAGGAGGGAAUUCCCCCGGACCAGCAAAGGUUGAUCUUCGCCGGAAAACAGUUGGAGGAUGGAAGGACCCUCGCGGACUAUAACAUCCAGAAGGAGUCAACUCUCCACUUGGUUUUGCGCCUUCGUGGUGGUAUGCAGAUCUUUGUGAAGACCCUCACUGGAAAGACUAUUACCCUUGAGGUGGAGAGUUCGGACACUAUUGACAAUGUGAAGGCCAAGAUCCAGGAUAAGGAGGGUAUUCCCCCGGACCAGCAGAGGUUGAUCUUCGCUGGGAAGCAGCUUGAGGAUGGGAGGACCCUUGCUGACUAUAACAUCCAGAAGGAGUCAACUCUCCACCUUGUUCUCCGUCUACGAGGGGGCUUUUAGACUGUGCUGAUCUCUGUUUUUUACUGCUUUCAAGACAUCUUCAAAAUCGGACUGUGGAUUGGGUCUUUAUUGACCCUUAAAUAAAUUUGGUUUGUGUUGGACUGUAUUGUUCCUUUGUUAUAAUGAAACUUUAGAUAUAUAAUAUGCUACUAUGUUAUUAGUUU
Molecule: messenger RNA, 1215 nt
Organism: Vigna radiata var. radiata (mung bean)
Lineage: Eukaryota; Viridiplantae; Streptophyta; Magnoliopsida; Fabales; Fabaceae
Product: polyubiquitin
Exons: 2
Coding region: 134-1051 (305 amino acids)
Biological process (GO): modification-dependent protein catabolic process; protein ubiquitination
Cellular component (GO): cytoplasm; nucleus
Molecular function (GO): protein tag activity; ubiquitin protein ligase binding
Source: RefSeq, a predicted model, not a curated record